UCCAACAAUUAAUGGUUCCUGCCUGAAGCCGCCUCCACCAACCCAUCUCGCCGCUCGGCGGCGUCGUCGCCUUCCCCCCGGCUCGUCUGCCUCUGCCUAUAUCCCAUCUCCAAAUCUCGCUGUGGUUGCCAAUAAUUGAGCAGAAUCGAUCGGCGCUGUCUAUAAGUAGCAGCUGCUCUGCCCCUCAGCUCGAGAAAGCAAAGAAGCACUGAAAUCGACCACCGCGCGCUGUGUGAGCUUGUAGUGCGUACAGUUACAGAUCGAGUGAUCAUGGCGAGGGCACAGCUCUGGGUGGCCGCCGCGUGCGCCGUCGUGCUCGCGCUCGCCGCGCCCUCGCUCGCCGGCGACCCCGACAUGCUCCAGGACGUCUGCGUCGCCGACUUGAAGUCCCCGAUCAAGCUGAACGGGUUCCCGUGCAAGGCGAACGUGACGGCGGACGACUUCUUCUUCGCGGGGCUGAAGAACCCGGGCAACACCAACAACGCGGCGGGGUCGAACGUGACGGCGGCGAACGUGCAGUUCUUCCCGGGGGUGAACACGCUGGGCGUGUCCAUGGCGCGGAUCGACUACGCGCCGCAGGGCCAGAACCCGCCGCACACCCACCCGCGCGCCACCGAGAUCAUCUUCGUCCUCGAGGGCGUCCUCGAGGUGGGCUUCAUCACCACCUCCAACAAGCUCUUCACCAAGACCGUCACCGCCGGCGAGGUCUUCGUCUUCCCACGCGGGCUCGUCCACUUCCAGCAGAACCGCGGCCACGGCCCCGCCGCCGUCAUCGCCGCCUUCAACAGCCAGCUCCAGGGCACCCAGACCAUCGCCACCACGCUCUUCGCCGCCGCGCCGCCCGUCCCCUCCGACGUGCUCGCCAAGGCCUUCCGCGUCGACGCCGCGGAGGUGGACGCCAUCAAGGCCAAGUUCAAGUAAUCAACCGAUCAAGAACCUGCCAAUCUCCAUCAGCCAUCUCUGCAUUCUUUCAUCAACAAAACCAUCUCUGCUUGCUCUGCUCAUUUGAUUACGGAAUAACUAAUGGAUAAUGUCUGUAGCGUGCAGUUGAUUCCUACUACCAAUGUGUUGCUGCAUUUGUUAAUUUGCCUUGGAAACAAUAAAAUUUGUUCCGUUUUGUGUGGACCGAUUA
Messenger RNA from Oryza brachyantha (malo sina), 1132 nucleotides. RefSeq names its product germin-like protein 1-1. Gene Ontology annotation, molecular function: manganese ion binding. Lineage: Eukaryota; Viridiplantae; Streptophyta; Magnoliopsida; Poales; Poaceae. The transcript has 2 exons. The coding region runs from base 271 to 921 and encodes 216 amino acids. Gene Ontology annotation, cellular component: cell wall; plasmodesma. Gene Ontology annotation, biological process: regulation of root development; plasmodesmata-mediated intercellular transport. The record is from RefSeq and is a predicted model, not a curated record.